Molecule: messenger RNA, 1150 nt
Organism: Planococcus citri (citrus mealybug)
Lineage: Eukaryota; Metazoa; Arthropoda; Insecta; Hemiptera; Pseudococcidae
Gene: Dhrs4
Product: Dehydrogenase/reductase 4
Exons: 8
Coding region: 142-987 (281 amino acids)
Molecular function (GO): carbonyl reductase (NADPH) activity
Source: RefSeq, a predicted model, not a curated record
CUCAUCUUUUUCAAAAAAAAAUAAACAAGUGGUUGAUAAGUUUUUUUCAAAAUUCAAUUCAAAUUUGCGAAAUUACGGAAGUUGAUCAAAGUUUUUCAAGUUGUGCUUUGUGCUGAUUUAUCAUCGAAGAAAAUUUAUGAAAUGUUAUUCUCUAUUUCGAAAAAAUUACCAGUGAAAACAAUCGCAUUGAAUGCUGUAAGUUCAAGACCGGAAUCCACAUCUGUUAUGGGUAAAUUAAAUGGAAAAGUUGCCAUUGUCACUGCAUCGACCGAAGGCAUCGGAUUUGCGAUCGCCAAAAAACUUGCCAACGAAGGAGCUAAAGUAGUGGUUAGCAGUCGAAAAGAAGCCAAUGUGAAUGCUGCUGUUACUAGCUUGAAGAAUUUUGGUCAUCAGAAUAUAAGUGGUAUCGUAUGUCAUGUUGGCAAAAGCGAAGAUCGUAAAAGAUUAUACGAAGAAGCUAUCAGUAAAUUCGGAGGUAUAGAUAUUCUUGUUUCCAAUGCAGCUGUAAAUCCUUUUUUCGGUUUCGCUGCUGAUUGUACGGAAGAAACUUGGGAUAAGAUAUUCGAUAUAAACGUCAAAAGCGCAUUUCUCCUAACGAAAGAGGUAUUGCCUUAUCUAAGAGAAAGAAACGGUGGAUCAAUUAUUUACGUUUCAUCGAUAGCUGGCCUGCAACCUUUUCAGAUGUUAGGACCAUAUUCCGUUAGUAAGACUGCUUUAUUAGGAUUGACUAAGGUGUUCGCCGAUGAACUUGCUCAUGACAAUAUCCGAGUCAAUUGUUUAGCUCCUGGAGUAAUUCGGACUAAAUUCGCUAAACAGAUUUACGAAAGUGAUGUUGCACAUGACACGGUUCUGUCUCAAAUUCCAAUGGGCAGAAUCGGUGAGCCGAGUGAUGUGGAAGGAGUUGCAGCUUUUCUAUGUUCUGACGAUGCGAAAUAUGUUACCGGAGAAACGAUCGUUGUUUCUGGAGGAAUGCGUUCAAGAUUGUAGAUAUUUUAGAAGUGUCGGUUUGAUCGAAUUUCCCAAUAUGUCCGGAAUCUUGCAUACUUAUCUUUUGUACCAUGUUUUACCCAUUAUUUUUUUUUAAUUCAGUUUUGGUGGUUUAUUUAUUUUAAAUUCGUUGAAUGGUAGUAAAAUUCGUUGUUGAAUAUUA